Danio aesculapii is the source of this 1231-nucleotide messenger RNA. RefSeq names its product sulfatase modifying factor 2 (gene sumf2). The record is from RefSeq and is a predicted model, not a curated record. NCBI's taxonomy places the organism in Eukaryota, Metazoa, Chordata, Actinopteri, Cypriniformes, Danionidae. The transcript has 9 exons. The coding region runs from base 117 to 1010 and encodes 297 amino acids. Gene Ontology annotation, cellular component: endoplasmic reticulum.
CUGUUCUGUUGGCGUUCAUACAGACUAUUUUGAUAUCCAGUUGAUCGUUUGUAUGCUUUUAUAAAACUUCCAAUGAAAUAAAUCAAACCUCGCAUCUGUUAACGCUUUAUUUUUUAAUGAAGAUGAUUAUUUGGGAGAUGUUUUACCUCAUUUUAUUGUGCACAGUGUCGUGUGCAGCAGAUGAUGAGAUGGUGUUUAUUCCUGGUGGGAAGAUGGUAAUGGGAACAAGUGCUGCUGAUGGGAGAGAUGGAGAAUCACCAACACGUGCUGUGACUCUCCAGCCAUUCAAGAUGGACAAAUAUCCUGUCACCAACUCUAACUUCAGGGAAUUCGUCAGACUGCAGAAAUAUAAAACAGAGGCUGAAACAUUUGGCUGGAGUUUUGUGUUCCAGGAUUUUGUAUCUGAGGAACUGAAAAGUAAAGUCACUCAGAAGAUUGAGUCUGCGCCUUGGUGGUUACCAGUUGAAAAAGUAUUCUGGAGACAGCCAGCAGGACCAGGCUCUGGUAUCAAGGACAGACUGGAUUGUCCUGUGGUGCAGGUCAGCUGGAAUGAUGCCCAAGCUUACUGUCAGUGGAAGAAGAAGAGACUGCCAACUGAGGAAGAGUGGGAAAUGGCUGCCCGUGGAGGACUAGAAGGCAGGUCAUAUCCAUGGGGCAACAAGUUCUUGCUGAACCGGACUAACCUGUGGCAGGGCCCGUUUCCUGAUAGGGACUCUGCUGAAGAUGGCUAUCAUGGUGUCGCUCCUAUAACUGCAUAUCCUCCACAGAAUAACUAUGGUCUGUAUGAUAUGCUGGGUAAUGUGUGGGAAUGGACUUCCUCCAGUUUUCCUGGAGCUCAGAGCAUGUUUGUGCUGCGUGGAGCGUCCUGGAUCGACACAGCCGACGGAUCAGCCAACCACAGAGCUCGUGUCACCACUAGGAUGGGAAACACACCAGAUUCAGCCUCUGAUAACCUUGGCUUUCGCUGUGCUAUGAACUCCAAUGCCGAACAGAAAAGAACUGAGCUUUAAGAAGCAGAUAUUCAAGACUAGAUGAUGCCAGUGGUGGCGGUUCAUUCCGACCCCUGAUAAAUCAGAGACUAAGCCGAACAAAAAUGAAUGAAUAAAUGAUGCCUGUGGUGCAUUCACAGAACAUUUCUCCUGUGGAGAAAAACAAUUCUGGAAUUUAAUGUUGUAUCUGUUUUUUUAAUGCUGUUUUCUUUAGUUUUCUUUAUUAAAAUCUUCAGACUUUC